UCAAACAUCCUGAUUCCACUUGUGUCUUUUCUUUUCAAAUCGUCCAGAUUUCUAAUUCCCCUCUUUAGUUUUCUCAUCCUGCCAGACUGCCAUCGUCAACGUUCGGGGUUACUGUGGAUCGCUGUCUCUCUCUCUGGUGUGGCUACGAUCGUUUUUGAUUUGCUCUGCAUUCAUCCAUCUGCGUUGUUCUAAACGCCCGAAACUGUUGGAGUCUGAAUGUGAAAGUUCAAUCGAUUGGUUCUGGAUUUCUGACAAGAUCUUGACUAAUUAGGUUGCUGGUGAGAAACCUGAAGAUGCUGGAUUUCACUUCUGGAUUUUUGUCAGUUUAAUAAUGUUGCGAGCAUCCGCUCUUUCUCCAAGAAAAUGAAUUCUUUGGAAGCUGGGUCGACCGAUUGGUUCUAACGUACGUGAGUCCUAAUUCAAUUGAUAAAAUUUCCUCGAUGUUUGGAUUGACACCAGGCUGCUGGGUUUAAGCUUCUGCUGAUUCUCUGAAUUGGGUAUUGAAUUUCUUCUCGGUUUAAUUGCUUGAUUUUCUGAUGUUUUGCCUGAAAAUGUAUGGAAUUUAUUUAGAAAUAAAGCACCUGAAUUACUUCUGCAAAACCCAGAUACUAGAUGUUAUGAUCGAAUAUGGAGGUUGCCCCUUGAAUCGAUGGGAAAGAAUUGUUUGUUGAUUAUGAUCUAAUCGAUGUAUUAAACUUGGUGGAAUUUUGUAAUCCUUUGACUAUGAAAACUGAAAAUUAAUGUUGCAAAAUUCUAUGGUGUCCCAUAGAAUCAUGAAAGACUAGAAUCUUAUACAGAGUUUAUUUGAUUAUGUUCUGUUGAUUAUGGAGUACCUUCCCGUUGAAGUCAUAGGGAACAUACUAUCCCAGCUUGGAGCUGCAAGGGAUGUGGUGAUUGCCUCUGCAACUUGCCGGAAGUGGAGAGAAGCCUACUGCAAUCACCUCCACACCCUUUCGUUCAACUCCAAUGAUUGGCCUGUUUAUCGUGAUCUCACAACUAGUCGACUGGAGAUCCUUAUAACCCAAACGAUAUUCCAGACCAGGGGUUUGCAGUGUCUGUCUAUUUUUAUGGAUGAUGUUGAUCAGUUCUCGGCAGCUCCAGUGAUUGCUUGGCUUAUGUAUACCAGAGAAACCUUGCGCCGAUUGUUUUAUAAUGUUCGCACAACCCCGAAUGUUAACAUUUUUGAAAAGUGUGGUAGGCAGAAGCUGGAAGUGCUACAUUUGGCUCAUAAUUCCAUCACAGGGAUUGAACCCAGUUACCUGAGAUUCCCUUGCCUGAAAUCCCUGUCUCUGAGUUACGUCAGUAUCUCAGCAUUGGAUCUGAGCCUUUUGCUUACUGCGUGCCCCAAGAUUGAAGUCUUGUCCCUUGUCAAUCCUGAAAUUGCCAUGUCAGAUUCUCAGGCAACGAUGGAACUUAGCAGUCCUACAUUGAAGCACAUAUAUGUUGAAGCAAUCAGUUUGGACAAGUUGAUGUUGGAGGCCGACAGUCUUGAGAGUUUGUGUCUAAAAGAUUGCACCCUAGAUUUUUUUGACCUCAUUGGAAAGGGUACCUUGAAGCAUCUCAAGAUGGCUGAUGCCAGCAUGCUCCAUCUUGAAAUUGAGAAUACUGAGAAUCUUGAGGUUGUAGAUGUCAGCAGCUUCACGAUCAUAUGGCCAAAGUUCUACCAAAUGAUAUCAAGAUCAUCAAAAUUGAGAAGGCUUCGGCUUUGGGGUGUGGUAUUUGAUUAUGAGGAUGAGGUUGUGGAUUUGGAAACAAUUGCGGUUUGCUUUCCUCAGCUAAGCCAUUUAUCCUUGAGUUAUGAUUUAAGAGAUGGAGUGGUUCACUAUGGUUUGCAAGGGCCUACACAACUGGAGAAUGUUGCUGUAUUGGAACUUGGGUGGACUGUAAUUAGUGAUCUCUUUUCUCAGUGGGUUGCUGGAGUGCUUGAGAGGUGCCCUAAUCUUAAAAAGUUGGUCAUCCACGGGGUUGUUUCAGAAGCCAAGACACAUGAAGAAUGCCGUAUUUUGGCCAAUUUUACCUCAUCUAUUGUUCGGCUCAUGAGGAAAUAUAUGCAUGUUGAAGUGCAGUUUGAGUAUGAAUAGGAAAUGUGUGAAAAUACCCUUGGUGGUAUCAAAGUUUCCGUCCACCAAUAAUUACAUAAUCAGGUAAACUGUGCUAUACGUAGAGUAUGAGUGCCCUUCUCUAGUUUGCAUCUGAGUUCUGUAGUAUUUUUCUCCACUGAUGGAUAAAAUUGUUGGCUGAACAUUGUACAUUAAGGCUAUUCUUUCUGGAAAGCUAUAAAUUUUGAAUUCAUUAUUUUUA
Molecule: messenger RNA, 2301 nt
Organism: Telopea speciosissima
Lineage: Eukaryota; Viridiplantae; Streptophyta; Magnoliopsida; Proteales; Proteaceae
Product: F-box/LRR-repeat protein At1g67190-like
Exons: 2
Coding region: 825-2081 (418 amino acids)
Molecular function (GO): protein binding
Source: RefSeq, a predicted model, not a curated record